Messenger RNA from Cryptomeria japonica (Japanese cedar), 1117 nucleotides. RefSeq lists its product as uncharacterized. The record is from RefSeq and is a predicted model, not a curated record. The transcript is spliced from 6 exons. The coding region runs from base 134 to 1117 and encodes 327 amino acids. NCBI's taxonomy places the organism in Eukaryota, Viridiplantae, Streptophyta, Pinopsida, Cupressales, Cupressaceae.
AAACUUGAAUCGAUCAUAUAUUUUUUGAACUGGGUGUUCUUAUCCUUCUUCUGGAUAACGGAUGAUUUUCUUCUGGAUAAUGGAUGAUAUAGGCCAUGUAGCGCUCAAAAGAUUGUUAUGACUUCUGGUUACCAUGAAUACUUUGCUCUUGAACAUUCCCAAUCUUCCUUGCAGAAUUAUAGUCAAUUCUCAGGGCAGUGGCAUUCAUUACAAAUAUAUUCAUGCUGACUCUGUUUCCCUCCCAUCUCUUACACGUUCACGCGUAUACCCGUCGAUUGAAAAAAUUGUAGCAGGCCAUAGGAGGCCACAUCUAAGCAAGAAGCACAGCUCCAUUUUGUUGCAGGCCCAAACAAACAAUGCCUUAACUGAGCUGAAUGAAAAUGAACAAAGCGACCUUACAAUUAAACAGAGAUUGCAAGAACUUGCUGAUAGUCUGGUGCUUCCUCCAAACUAUCUGAUUCAGCUGCCCAAUGAUCUUCGUCUUGAUCUGAAUGAUGCAGCUUUUGAUCUUGCAAGUGGUCCUAUGAAUCAAGAGUGUGGUGUGAAGUUUGGAGAAAUAUUAAUGCAGCUUUCUCAAGCAUGGGAGAAAGCAGACACACAGGGUGCAGCUGAAAUUGCAAGUCUUCUUCCCUCUUUACAGGACUCUUUGACAGCAAAUGUAGAGGCAGCUAUUGGAAGGCGUUUAAUACGCGCUGGAAGACGUUUUGCAUCAAUGGGUCAAUAUGGUCAAGGAGAGCUGCAGAAGAUGCAAGUGAUGCAAUCCACCUUCUUUCAAGUGCUCUCAACAUUCCCAUGGUUUUUGAUAGGUCAUUCCUUAGGUCGAAAUAAGUUGGAACACAUAUUAAAACAAGGAAAGCAAUCCAAGGAAGAGAUCGAUAGAAUAUACAAGAUCUAUCACAAGAUUGAUGUUGAAGAAUUAUGUCUUGACUUUGUUGAGCUCAUGGUUUCCAACACAAGGCGAGAAAUUGAAGAACAAUGGGGUCUUUAUGAUGAUUUUGAUUUACAAUUGGACAAAAAGUUUAGAGCUCGUGCCAAGCACAAUCAAAAUUACUAUGGUCUUUAUACAAUCACACCUCCUGGAAUGGACUUUAGUAAUGUUAUUGUACAAGAUUCUUGA